This is a messenger RNA of Acromyrmex echinatior (Panamanian leafcutter ant), 1009 nucleotides long. Its product is annotated as zinc finger protein 572-like. The record is from RefSeq and is a predicted model, not a curated record. Lineage: Eukaryota; Metazoa; Arthropoda; Insecta; Hymenoptera; Formicidae.
UGCGCAUUUAUUAAAAUCUUUAUUACUAUCACGGCGCACACGCUAUUCUUAAUUUUCUUCUCGGCGCUGUCCUAUGCCGGGAACUUCGUAUCGCUACUACAUAAAUGAGGUCUAAAUUUCUGAAGCCGCCGACGUCACCUAUGGCAGCCGCAGUUGAUCUCACCACUAACAAUUCAGUUCAUUUCAACACUGGUCUCUUUCCAUUGCAUCUGUCGAUGUCAUCCGCGUCUGUGUCUGUCGAUCCUUCGAUCGAUCAGACAGGAUAUCGGACAUCUUUUGUGCCUGAAACGCAGAACUGCAAUGAGGAGUCACAAACCUGCAAACCAUACAAGUGCCCCGAUUGCGGCAAGCGCCUGGCCUCUCAAUACUCCCUGAAUCGCCAUCGCACUCUUGUUUGCCUUAAACCCCGCAACAUCACCGGCAAAUAUAAGUGUAAUGAUUGCAAAAAAAGGUACGAAUCCUUGGGGAGCCUGUCUCGUCAUCGCAAAUACGAAUGUCACGUGCCCCGCAAGUUUUUCUGCAUCUUCUGUUACAAAAAAUUCACCCAAAAAUCCAGCUUGAGUAGACAUCUGAAGAACAUACACUCCGAAAAAAUUGCCAACGAUACCGUUAAUAAAUUCGUCAAAGUAGUUCCACAACUAAGCUAUAUUAAAAGCAACAAUCUGCAUAAGCGUGAUCGAAAAAGGCAGUGUAUCCCGAGCAUCCGAAAUAAUGCUCCUGCAUUUAUUCUUGCCAAAAAAUCCACAAAUUAAGUAGAAGAAGAACAUGAGACGAUCGAUUGUGUUAUAUAAUCAGAGUCAGAGACAGUCAGAGUAUUAGUCAGAGACAAAAUGAUAAUCAGUAGUUGCUGUGGUUUUUUAUUAUGAAGAAUAAAUCUCAAGAGAAAUGAAAGUGAUCAAUCAUCGUUUAAAAAAUAUAUUGGGUAAACGAGGCUGAAUAAAAAAGGUGUUACUUUAAAAUAAGCAAAAGUUCCUUGAGAAAAAAAGAAUAAAAUAAGCUUUAAAAUUGA